CCGUCGAGUGCUUCGUGGUAGAGUUUCGCCGUGGAAAAUUCGUGUUCGUCAACAGUACGCGAUGGAAAGUGGCGCGGCGUGGCACUUUUCCGACCGUAAACGGUGGCCGGCGUCGGUUUCCGUCCGUUUUUGGUGAAAAUCGCCGCGGAAACGCCGAAUAAACCGGCGAAAUGCGGAUGCGUAUAGGUUAUGUUCGUCGUUAAGGGCGAUUGUUGCAUGUUUACCGUACCAGCGGGUGUUUAUGCCCACCUUUUCUAUUCGGCUGCCCCGUUCGGAUGAAAGUUUUUAGUGAAAACGCGUUAAUUCGGUUCAAAUUAAUAGGUGCGUCGUUAUUCGAUAAAUCAAUUCGAAAUUGGUGAAAUUUUCGGGGUGCGAUCCGAGGCAGCGGGCCAUGACGUCUCUUUAAAGUGACAGUGCGAAACGAAAAGUUGUCGGUAGUGAAUGUUUUGUGCAAAUUCGGAUUAUUUAACGGAUUACCAGAUGCCGCUUGGAAUAUAAACGAAACCCAAAGCGGAGCCUCGACGUCCCAACCAUGGAACUUCCCGUCAAGAGGCCGGAGAAGAUAAAAUUGAACGAGAUAAACCGGUACUUGUCGUGCUAUCUGUGCAAGGGUUAUCUGAUAGACGCCACCACCAUAUCGGAAUGUUUACACUCGUUCUGCCGCAGUUGCAUUAUAAAGUUCCUAGAAGAAAACAGCUACUGUCCGGUAUGCGAGGUGAUCAUAAACAAGGCCAAGCCCAACCUGAAGCUGGACAAGACGCUCCAGGAUAUCGUUUACAAACUGGUGCCGGAACUUUUCGUCAAGGAGAUGACGAGGAGAAAAAUCUUUUACCAGCAGUACCCCCAGCUGGCGACGAGGGUAUCGCCCGAAGAACGUGGCGAGGACACCGAAAGAACCAUUUUCAGUCCGCAGGAGAAAAUCAGUUUGUCGUUGGAGUACAUCUGCGAUGACUCCGCCCCCGGGGCAAUACGGAUCCCUGGCAUCGCAACUGAUCCGGACGCCCUGAAGGACGGCUGCUUGGGAGACGAGACGCCCGAGUCGCUAAUGAAACGGUACCUCCUUUGUCCGGGCAUGUGCAGAAUCGACGUUCUGAAAAAGUUCGUCAGGAAUAAGUACAGCGUAGAUACCAGUCAAUUUUACAUCGAUAUAUUGUACAAGAGGGUGCCGCUUCCGGAUCACUAUACCCUCAUCGACAUCGCCUACAUCUAUUCGUGGCAGCGGAACGAAACGAUGAAGUUCUUCUUUCGCAUAACGGACAUAAACAAAGCGCCGAAAAGGUUCGAUUACUUCGACGCGUCGCAAACAGUGCCGGAAUUCCUACCGAAACCCCUGACGAGGUCUAGGAACAGUCCUCUCAAACGAAGAUCCGCCACAGCGAAGGUGGGAGGCGGCAUUCGGCCCGGCGCGGAGAUGACCGUCACUGCCGCAGUGAAGGUGGAGGUGAAAAGUGAAUGUGAUAUUGAGCGGAAGAAAAUCAGUGACGAUAACAAUUGUGAUAGCAACGCUAGUGAAUCCGGUGAAAGUGCCACGAUUAAAACCGAGCCGGACAAUAAACCCACUACUGAAACAGACGAUGUUAGCGAUAAGAAGGCUAUCGAUAAGCCGGACAGCGUCGUUCCUAGCGAAACGAAGGACGAACCCGUUCCGACAACCGGCGACAUAACGAAAGGGGACGUAAAACAACAACCGCUCGAUAACACCUACACCAAAAUCACCCUCAACCGUACUAACAACGUGGAAAUAGUCACCAAAGUGCAGCCCGCGUCCGAUAAGCAAAACCAGCAGAGCGCCGCGCGGCGUGUCGUCAAGCAGACGCUUACCAGACCCGCGAAGGGGCCCAACAAGGCGGGAAAAAUUUCCAUCCCGAAGCUGGUGCUGUCGAAGAAGUUGCCCAAACCGAAACUUGAAGCACCGGAUAUCGACGACGAGAAGUCGCGGUUCUUCAAGAGCAUCGAGUUGACGGCCAAGGCCUCCACGCCACCUAAUACGAUCAAAAAGAGGAAAAGCAGCAGUCCGAUCAAGGCGGAUAAAGCCAAGAGACCGGUCAAGAUCAUCCUGCAGGAAAAACCGCGCGAUAGCGGUUUGCAGUCGCUGAUCGACAGCUGCAAAAUCAACAUACCGUCCUCCCUUUCGAUUACGAUUAAGGAGAGUUCGGAAGAGAACGCGAAGCCGCCGGUGGCGCCUCCGGUCAAGAACUACAUCGAGAUCUUAAAGCUGCCGGACGAGAAUUCGUCCGGCUGCGACGAAAAGUCCGCCAAGCUGGACAUGAGCAAGUUUUGCGACAGCGACAGCGAGCAAAAGGUCGACCAAGAUUUGUCGGAGAUCGCCAAGAGUUUGACGGAGAAGAUUCCGAUGUCGACGACCAUCUCGCACAUCGUGGGACCCAAGCAGCAGUUCCCCAUACCGGUGAAGAUGCCGCCCGUCCAGCCGGCCGCGGUGCCCGAGCUGAGCAAGGCAUUGGAAUCGACGAAGGACAGCAAGCCGCCGCAAACGUUCCAGAAGAUAUUCGAGGAGUCGAUCAAGAAGGCACCGGAAGGCGACCAGAUAGCGACCCCUAACGGCGGCAACAAAAGGAGCCUGGUGGAGAUCGCGACGCGUCUGUUUAAGAAGAGCAAGACGGAGCCGACGAAGACGGCGACGGAGGCGUUGCCGAAAGUGGCGAUCCCCAGGCUGCCGCACCAGAGGACGUUCAGGAUGCAAGGCAGCGCGAAGCUGGUGCCGCAGACCGUGGCCAGUUUGCACUCGACCAGCCUGGGCAUGAAUUACACCGUGUCGGUGGGGCAAACGAGUCCGACGAAGACGUCCAAGGUGAACGGCACCGUGUCGCCGGCGAAAGCGGAGUCCGUGCCGAAGAUUCCCGAGUGUAAAGCGUCGGCGUCGCCCCUAAACGAACCGAAAACGGUGAAGACCGAGUUCAAGGUGCCGACGCCGAGCCUUGGCUCGGCCAAGCUACCGGACAGUGUUUCUCCCAAGCACUCGCCGAAAUCUUCGCCGGUAGUCAAGCACAUGUACGCGCCGGUCAACCAAAAGUUGAACCGCUUCGCCAACAUAUCGCCGAAACUGCCGAAUCCGCCCUCGAAAUCUCCGAGUCCCUCCAAAUCCAACUCCCCUCCCACGUCUUCGUCGAACCCGCUCAGUCCUAACGAGAUCCUCGAGAAGUACAACAUCCAGAACCUGGCGCAACUCACUGCCAGUCUGAAUUUUAACCCGGCGGUGUUGGCGCUGACCGCGCCGUCCAAUCAGCUGGCCGUGUUUCAACACGCGAUGCUGCUGAAGCAUUUCGAGCUGCAGAACAGGCAGAGUUGGCUGGCGAGGAAUCAGGGCCCGUUGCUGCAGUACGAGAAGUACCUGCAGAGUCUCAACGGCGCCCCAGGGCAGCAACUGAUGGGGAACAUCAAGGAGAAUUGAGCGGCGACGACAAGCCGGAGUACAGGGUGUCUUUCGAUUUGUUAAUGGUCGUUAUGGCGGCGGCGUCGCCUGACGAGCCGAAACGUCGCGAUUUUUCCGGUCGAUGGUGGUCGGGUCGAUCGAACUACGGGGUGGUCCCUUGAAAAUUUCGAUAUUACACGGCUCUGGAAUGUCAUUCAAAAAGAAUUUGCCGCCGUGAUUGCUUUCAAUGUAUACAGGGUAUUCCUAACUGCAGUGUGCAAAACGUUAAUAGCGUUUUGUGCGUCUAAAAUAAGCGCCAAUUCGUUUUCGAGAUUCAGGGUGUGAAAGUUUGAAGAAAAAACGUUUUCUAUCUUUAUAAAAUUUGAUACUGUCGUAAGAAGCGUUUUUUGACGUAAAAGAGUUGUUAAAGUUUCUAUCAGUGGCGUCUCGAAUUUGCCGCCGUAAUCUCUCUGCAUGCAGGAUGUCCGUAACUACAAUAUUCAAACUUGAACGUUGCGAAUAAGCUUCAAUUUCUUAUAUAAAGAUAUGUCAAGGACGACAAGUUUUAAAAGCUAUAAUUUUUACCGUAUCCCCAAAUGUCUUUAUAAAAUUUAACACGCACAUUUCGAGCGUCAAUAACAUUGGACAUACAGAGUUUUCAAAAAAGUAAAAACUAUUACGGUUUUUAAUUUGGUAUUAUGGAAAAUGUCUUUUUUUUUCUUUUAAAAUUUUAUUAAAUUAGGAUCUAUUUUGGACGUAACUGUUACAUUUUGAUGCGUUAUCAAAUUUUGAUUUAGAAUUUUAAAGUACCAAUAUUAAUUUUUCUUUAGUUAAUCAAAGGAGGGUGUUUUCUAUACAGGGUGUUUCGUAUUAAGAUGGGAUAUUUUAAGAAAAAGAGGUUUUUUUUAAUGUAGGUGCCAAUAUAUGUAUGGUAUUAAAAUUAAAAAAAAAAGAUAUUUCCUCAUGUUCAUUGAAUCUGCCUUAGAUAUUUUCUUGAAAUUUGUGUUUCUACAUGCACCAUUGGCAUCGUACGCCACUAAUUACGUUUUUAAAAUCGCGACUCGUUUUUUAGCGGAAAAAUUAAAAAGCAAUAAAAAUCUUAUUUUAUCAUUAGAAUUAAAUGAAUAACUAGUCAUAAACAGUCAACUAUAAAAAUUAGGAAAACCCAUUUUAAAAAUUAUUUUGAACAUCCCGUAUUUCAAAAAUGAGGCGACUGCGAACCUACAUCAGCAACUUAUUAUGAGACACCCUGUAAGAUUCACUCACCAAGGAAGCCUAAACGCAAUGACUUGAUAUUUUCUCUUACUUUACAUACUUCGUCUAGCUAUGCUAAAUUUUCACGGAAAAAUAUCCUUGAUCGAAAGUGUGGACCGCCACGAAUUGGACAAAUCGUUACUGAUCGGCAAUUUCUGUAACCAAGUAUACGUCUGGCGACUCCGGAUAGAAAAUUAUUGUUUAAGUGCGAAAACCGUUUUUCUAACAUAAUCUCAGGUUUGUACAAACUACUUAAAAUAACGGCGUCAUUCUAAGAUAAACGUUCUGAGAAUUGAGUGUUUCCCAAAUAAUCUGAUCCGUAUCGUCUCCAUUAUCCUUUCUUCGCUCCUUUGAUCUCUAAUUGGUGUGGACAAUUUAUUGCCUUGUUGUUUAAAUGUCAUUCAUAAGAUGUUUGCCACGUUGCGUUGUCCGGGUGUUUUUUAUCGUCUUGGAAAAUUGAGUCCGACCAGGAUUUAAGAACCUCUGAUUUAUUUUAAUAAAUUUUCGACCUUGAUGGCGAUUUUAAUGGCGCAAGAGUUGCAAUUUUUUACGAAAACGACUAUUUAUUAUGGUUACUUUUGUACGGCGAAUGGGCAAAUUUGCAUGUUACUAUGGGAGAUUUGAGAACUUGAAGGUCGUGUUUUUUGAGUUACACGAAAAAAGAUAAUAACCCAUUCUUUGUGUGGAAUGGGUCUCGUAGGCUAAACGACAUAAGCUACUGGAUAAGAAAACUCCUGUGUUUUAUGUAUCGUCACACU
Molecule: messenger RNA, 5382 nt
Organism: Cylas formicarius (sweet potato weevil)
Lineage: Eukaryota; Metazoa; Arthropoda; Insecta; Coleoptera; Brentidae
Product: polycomb group protein Psc-like
Exons: 6
Coding region: 533-3409 (958 amino acids)
Biological process (GO): negative regulation of transcription by RNA polymerase II
Cellular component (GO): PRC1 complex
Molecular function (GO): promoter-specific chromatin binding
Source: RefSeq, a predicted model, not a curated record